Columba livia (rock pigeon) is the source of this 2852-nucleotide messenger RNA. It is a transcript of the gene FBXO4, whose product is annotated as F-box protein 4. Gene Ontology annotation, biological process: SCF-dependent proteasomal ubiquitin-dependent protein catabolic process; protein polyubiquitination. The record is from RefSeq and is a predicted model, not a curated record. Gene Ontology annotation, molecular function: protein binding. Gene Ontology annotation, cellular component: SCF ubiquitin ligase complex. Bases 166 to 1251 code for a protein of 361 amino acids. NCBI's taxonomy places the organism in Eukaryota, Metazoa, Chordata, Aves, Columbiformes, Columbidae. The transcript is spliced from 8 exons.
CAGUACAGGUCCAAAGUUUGAACAAGUAUUUCUAGGAGAAAAAACAUUGCGUAAUAAACCGGGACAGAAGGAUGACUGCCUGCCUUCCACGGUGGCAGAGCUGCCUGUGCCUCAGCCCCGCUCCUGCGCACUAGUUCCGAGGGGGCGGUGGCGGAGCUCGGUGACAUGGCGACCAGCGGAGCGGAGGAGCGGGGCGGUUUGGAAGCUGCCGUGCGGGGUGGUCUGCCGCUCCCGGGUGCCGCUGAGGAGCUGGACCCCCUGCAGGCGCUGCCGAUCGAUGUGCAGCUGAAUAUCAUGUCCUUCCUCUCAGCCCAAGAUGUGUGCCGUUUGGGAAGCACGAGUUGUUACUGGAGGGCAGCUGUGCAAGAUCCGUUGUUGUGGAGGUAUUUUCUCCUGAGGGAUCUCCCUUUUUGGACAUCUGUUGAUUGGAAAUCACUCCCAGAUGUGGAGAUUUUUAAUAAAGCCUUUUCAGAGGUCAGCGAUAAUGCACUGCACAAUUACAUGGCAGUAUAUAAGAAAAGCUGUCCUCAGGGUAGAAGAAGUUUGAAAUCAAGCCGUCCCCGUUAUGGGGCUGUGACUUCCUUUUUGCAAUCGCUGGUCACUCAGGCAGAACCUCGCUUUGCCAUGUUUGGACCGGGUUUGGAAGAGCUGGACAACUCUCUAGUGCAAAAGAUGAUGACAUGCCCAGAGAUUUUACUAGUAACUGGCCUUCCCCAGAGACAAAUUCACGGAAUUGGAUCAGGAAUCAGUUUUCAGUUUAAUAACAAUCAAAAAUUUAAUAUCCUGACAUUGUAUUCAACCACCAGUGUGGAAAGGAGAAGAGCAAGGGCAGAGCAAGCUGUUGCUGUGAAUAGAAUGUUCUACCUGGAGAACAGCACAGUAGGGAAUCAGCAAGCCGUGCAUUACAAUGUAAUACCCCAAGUUAAAAAGGUGUGCGAAGUAGUUGAUGGAUUCAUUUAUGUUGCUAAUGCAGAAGCUCAUAAAAAGCAUGACCGUCAAGAGGACCUGGCUCGCAUUUUGGCAAUGACUGAUCCAAGCCUUGGGCCCCCAAAUAGACCUCUGCUAGUUUUGUCUUGUGUCUCUCAUGUUGGUGUGAAAAGAAUUCCAUGUGUAUACAUGGCACAUCAGUUGCAACUAAAUCUGCUACAUCAGCCCUGGAUGAUGCAGGACACUGUAGCUGCAACAUUAGCUGGAUUGCCAAGUGGAAUUGAAUGGCUCCUGGAAGAAGCAGACUGUAAAAAUGCACAGUAAUGGAACUGUGCGUUGUUUUGCUGUAUAGAGACUUUGAUGUUUUGGAGUUCAGAUGAAGUGAGAAUCUUGUUCUGACUCGGUACUGUCAAAAGAGUGAUUUAAAAGACAAACCUGCAUAUAUUUCACUGCACGUACUCUAAUAAAUAACAUUCUUCCAACUGUAGUCCUGCAUUAGAAGUACAAAGCCUGAACAAUAAGUGAUUUUGGGUGGCGAUUUGGAUGGUUUCGUGUUUUGUUUUGUUUUUCUCUUUCUUUCAAGCUGGGGCCAUUAGAGUGUAAACUUUUCUAAAUAUAUCUGAUAAUCUAAUAUCUUCUGUAAAUAUACCUAACACUAGGUUAUUUUGUCAGCACAGCCCUGUGGCAUGCAUCACACAUUUAGUAAAUAUAUUCAGUGGGGAUCUUGACAGUGGUGGUUCCCAACUAAAGAAAAUAUACUGUACAUUGUGCAGGAGUAGGCAGACAGAAAGACAGUGUCUCUUUCAAGAGCACAAAUUCCCCUGUGUUUUUCCAGAAACAAUGCCUGGAGAAGAACUAACACUUGCAAGAGAAUUGCCAACCUAGACCAGAACUAUUAGGAGCAAACAAACUACCAUGAAUGAAUUGGUUGUUUCUUGUAUGUGAUCUUAUUUUUUAACCAACCACAAAAGACUUCCAGCAUGUUUUGCUUUCUAUUGCAGUGAAGGUGUUAGCUUGAGCUGGACAUAGCUUUGAUGUCAUGAACACAAUAAGUAGAACUUCAUGACAUUUAUCAGAUACCGAAUACCUGCCAGUUACUCAAAUAGUUCUGGCCAUUUACAGAUGUGAAGUGUACUUCGCUUGGAAUUUUCUACAGAGUUGCAAAUAUUUUUAUGAAACAGGAAACAAUGUUUUAGAACUGGAAUUGCAUUUGCCGGAUUGUUGUCUUUUGGGGUAGUCCUAGUCUUCCACCUUUAAAGUGUUUUUUAAUUAAUGGAUGAAUGUUCAGAAAUUUACCUUGUUUUUCUUGCCUAUUCAUGUAUCUUUUUUGUUCUGGGUUGUUGUUGUGUUUGGGUUUUUUUGGGGGGCGUGGGGGGCGGUGGAGGGAUUUUUGGUGGGUGUUUGGGGUUCUUGUUUGUUUAUUUGGGUGUUGGUUUUUUUUGGUGUUUCUUUGUGUGUUUAUGGUGAUUUUUUGGUUGGUUGGUUGGUUUUUUGUGGUGGUGGUUGUGUCUUUUUCCUCUCUCCAGGGAAAUGCAAUAGUGUUACAAUUUUUUCUACAUGAUGCACAUUGAGCUGUAACUGCUCUCAACCUGAUAUAUGUGUGAUGCUCAACAAAGCUAUGUCAGAAACAUUCCAUUUGAGAAGGGGAAAAUCCACCAAAAGCUAUGCUAGGAUAAUUCUGUGGUUUAUCCUAGUUUUAAUACGGAAUGUGUACUUUGCCCUUUAAAAUAGAGAAGGCACAAAAGAUUUAUGAGUGUUUGGAGGAAAAUUUCACGUUUCGUGACUGUGUGUAACUUAAUAAUUCCGUAAUGAUCUAGAGGGCUAAAUGCAGAAACCUGUUGCUAUGUUAGCAACUACAAAUACAUUUGUUUAUGGAAGAUCCUCAUUCUGCUUUCUUCAUAAGGAAUAAAUUAUUUAAAAAAUAA